AUGGCAUCCUCCAUCCAAGAUCUCCAGACCAGCAUCGCCAUCCAGGAGCACCAGAUCGACAUGUGCGAGAAGAUGAUCAAUGAGGCGCAGACGGAUGAGGAGAGAGAGAGAUGGGAAGAAAGGAAACGCGAGCACGAAGAGCAGAUCCGGGACAAAGAAGAGCGGCUGGAGCGGGAGAUCGCUGAGAAUGACGAGAGGUUGGACGAGCUGGCCAGGGGCCGUGGAACAACGCCGUGA
This is a messenger RNA of Anthostomella pinea, 237 nucleotides long. NCBI's taxonomy places the organism in Eukaryota, Fungi, Ascomycota, Sordariomycetes, Xylariales, Xylariaceae. The record is from the annotation of a GenBank genome assembly.